Molecule: messenger RNA, 1427 nt
Organism: Peromyscus eremicus (cactus mouse)
Lineage: Eukaryota; Metazoa; Chordata; Mammalia; Rodentia; Cricetidae
Gene: Anxa5
Product: annexin A5
Exons: 12
Coding region: 25-990 (321 amino acids)
Biological process (GO): negative regulation of coagulation
Cellular component (GO): cytoplasm
Molecular function (GO): calcium-dependent phospholipid binding; calcium ion binding
Source: RefSeq, a predicted model, not a curated record
CGCUCGCUCCUGACAGACAGCAUCAUGGCCCAGGUUCUCAGAGGCACCGUGACUGACUUCCCUGGAUUUGAUAGCAGGGCUGAUGCAGAAACUCUUCGGAAGGCCAUGAAAGGCUUAGGCACCGAUGAGGAGACCAUCCUAACCCUGCUCACAUCUCGAAGCAAUGCUCAGCGCCAGGAAAUUGCCGAGGAGUUUAAGACUCUGUUUGGCAAGGACCUUCUGGAUGACCUGAAGUCUGAACUAACUGGAAAGUUUGAGAAGUUAAUUGUGGCUCUGAUGAAGCCUUCGUGGCUCUACGAUGCCUACGAACUGAAGCAUGCUCUGAAGGGAGCUGGGACCAAUGAAAAAGUACUGACAGAAAUUAUUGCUUCAAGGACACCCGAAGAACUAACGACCAUAAAACAGGUUUAUGAGGAAGAAUACGGUUCCAGCCUGGAAGAUGAUGUGGUGGGGGAUACCUCAGGGUACUACCAGAGGAUGUUGGUGGUCCUCCUUCAGGCAAAUAGAGACCCCGAUACCGCAAUUGAUGAUGCUCAAGUUGAACUGGAUGCUCAGGCCUUGUUCCAGGCUGGAGAGCUGAAGUGGGGGACAGAUGAAGAAAAGUUUAUCACCAUCCUUGGGACACGCAGUGUGUCUCAUUUGAGAAGAGUGUUUGACAAGUACAUGACAAUAUCAGGAUUUCAGAUUGAGGAAACCAUUGACCGAGAGACUUCAGGGAACUUGGAGCAGUUGCUCCUGGCUGUGGUGAAGUCUAUUCGGAGCAUACCUGCCUACCUUGCAGAGACCCUCUACUAUGCUAUGAAGGGUGCUGGGACGGACGACCACACCCUCAUCAGAGUCGUGGUGUCGAGGAGUGAGAUUGAUCUGUUCAACAUUAGGAAGGAGUUUAGGAAGAACUUCGCCACUUCUCUGUAUUCUAUGAUCAAGGGCGACACGUCUGGAGACUAUAAGAAAACUCUGCUGCUGCUCUGUGGAGGAGAAGAUGACUGAGGGGCUGGCUGGAGUGCUCCGUGCCUGCUGCCUCCACCAGCGUCCUUCAGCACAUGCAGCCAUGCUUGUAUUCUCGCGCCUGACACGUUGCCUUACUCACACUAGUAUGCUAAUGACCAAAUGUGUCAUAGAUGACAAUAGCGGCACACUCUUGUGGUCUCCCUGUCCACCUUAGUGCUGACCUUCACUCGUGCCUCUAAGUCUAAUGUCUGAGUUAUUAAUAUUCUCUAUGAAGAGGUCAGGUUGCUUUUUAUAACCUUUUUUAAAGCUUCAUUUAUAUUAAGUUAAUAAUCCAUAUUACCUUGAUCGGAACCUUAGCCAUGAAAUUGUGAACUCCUGGAAAUGCUGUCAAUCAAGCUUACUGCUCUAUUAGACCUGCAAAAUUAUGAUGGUUGUAUCAAAAAAGAUUAAUGACAAAUAAACAUUCCCUUCCCUCA